GGCCAGGCAACAGGGGGCCAAGACGGACUUGAUAGCCAGACAUCAGGGUAUCAAGCCAACAAGACAAGAAAUUCGACGAAGGCAUGGUGGCUAGCUGAGGUGGCCACCCGACUAGGUACCAAACAGCCAUGUAUGGCCCUUAUGAGGCCAUAUGGAGACAAAGUCCCAAGGCCGACUUGGUAGCACCCUAACGGGGUACCAAGCCGGCAGGGUGUAACUUAUCAACUUGAUGAGGCUACAAAGACUAAGUAUGGAGACCAAGCCCCCAUGAUUG
Molecule: messenger RNA, 274 nt
Organism: Linum tenue
Lineage: Eukaryota; Viridiplantae; Streptophyta; Magnoliopsida; Malpighiales; Linaceae
Source: the annotation of a GenBank genome assembly